This is a messenger RNA of Oppiella nova, 1317 nucleotides long. The record is from the annotation of a GenBank genome assembly. NCBI's taxonomy places the organism in Eukaryota, Metazoa, Arthropoda, Arachnida, Sarcoptiformes, Oppiidae.
AUGGUUUUACGAUUCCGUGACAUCAAUGUGGAUAAUUUGAGCCGAAAUGACAUCAGUUAUGUGGUCGCGGGACAGACCUUUCAUACGGAUAACUCGAAUAUAGCGCGCGAUUCGGUCUUAACGGCCGGUUUUGAUGUCAGCAAAACUGGUGCCCAUUCAGUGACAAUGGCCUGCAUUAGUGCCAAUCAGGCCAUCACUUCUGUGGCCUCUUUGAUCGCCACCAAUGAAAUCGAUUGCGGCAUCGGUUGUGGUGUCGACACAUUGUCUGAUCCGCCAAUUCGUGUGACCCGUGCUCUCAGGCGAUGGCUCUUAGACAUGAAUAAAGUUAAGGGAAAUUCCAAGAGAAUAGGAAUGCUUUUCAAACUGAGACCUUCGAUGGCGUUUGGCUUCGAGGCGCCGCCAAUCGCUGAGUUUACCACAAACGAGACAAUGGGUCAGUCGUGCGAUCGGGUGACCAAAGCAUUCAAUGUCUCGCGCGAAGAACAGGACAAGUUUGGCGUCCGAUCCCAUGAAAUGGCAGAUAAGGCACAAAAGGCUGGUCUCCUGUCAGACGUGGCGCCGAUGUUAGUGCCGAAAGUUGGUCUUGUAGACAAAGACAAUGGGAUCCGUUUGACUACCUAUGAAAAGAUAGCUCAGUUGAAGCCGGCGUUCACGAAGACGGGAACCGCCACGGCUUCCAACUCUUCAUACCUGACAGACGGCGCCUCCGCUACUGUUCUCAUGUCCGAAGCGAAGGCCAAGAAAUUGGGUUUAAAGCCGCAGAUUGUGAUCAAAGACUACACGUACGCCGCCAUCGAUCCCAAAGAGCACCUGCUGUUAGGUCCGGCCCACGCGACCACUAAACUGCUUAAGAAGAAUAAUCUGACGCUAAGAGACAUCGAUGUCUUCGAAGUGCACGAAGCCUUCAGCGGACAAGUGUUGGCUAAUCUCAAGGCAAUGGAUUCAGAGGAAUACUCGCAGACAAAAAUUGGUACAAAAAAGUUGGGUUUAAUACCGAUGGAGAAGCUGAACACAUGGGGCGGUUCCGUGUCGUUGGGACACCCGUUCGGCGCCACCGGUUCCCGACUCGUCAACAUGGCCUCCAAUAGGCUGCUGGCGUCGGGCGGGAAGUACGCACUGAUCACCGCCUGUGCCGGUGGGGCGAUGGGCCACUCCAUGAUCCUCGAGAACUGCUCUUAAAUCUCAAUAAAAGUUUGAAACAUUUUUGUAAUCAUUUUGUAUUUGAGUUAAGUUUUAAAGUGUUGUUAAACUUUUAUAAACUAUUUUUACAUAUACCGUAAUUAUAACUCUGAUAACUUAUCAGUGAUAAAUAUAAAG